Molecule: messenger RNA, 4318 nt
Organism: Electrophorus electricus (electric eel)
Lineage: Eukaryota; Metazoa; Chordata; Actinopteri; Gymnotiformes; Gymnotidae
Source: RefSeq, a predicted model, not a curated record
GCAGAGCGUCUGCCGAACUAGGUGUCGCUCCAGGCUGAAAGAACCACCAAUCCCUAAAAAAAUUAGGAUUUAUUGGGAUGUAGCUGCAUUUUAACCAUGUCGGGGAGAAACGGCAAGCGACCGAACCUGUCGCAUGGAAGUGUGCCGAGUCCGCGGGAUCCGGCUGGGGCUUUUCAAAGAAUAAACGAUCACUUUGGUGUGGGGCAGGAAAGGCCCGGGGAGAAGAGGCAUGUGUGAAGCAGACUUUUCCCUGCUGUUCUUGAAAAGCUUCUUGAUUUAUUCAUUUGUUGGGAAGCCCGGGACGCAGCUGGACUGCACGGCUGCUCCAGGUUGGGGUCUGGAUCAGGCCUGCAAAACGCAAACCAGAGGCUGUAGACGGACGGACACGUGGACAGGAUGACGGAGGAAGCUGAUGAGAAGAUCAUGAGAGGAUGCACGGUGCAGUAACGUCAGCAUGAAACACUUCAACACUCUGUGUCAGACCUCUCCUGUGCACCUCUAGAGACAAACAUACGCACACACUCGCGCGCACAUACCUACACACACACACACACACACACACACGCACGCGCACACACACACACACACACACUGCUGUAUUCCAGCACGCACACCCCUUAACCCCCCCUCCCCAACCCUUCCUCUCAGGGCUGCUAGGAACCAUUCUCCUCUCUCUUUCUGUCCCCCGUCCGACGUCUGUUGCCGUGGCACCACGCGCCCCUGCGCGCGCGCGGGCAUGUCUCUGGCAGGCGUGACUGGGCGCACGCGCCCGCGCACGCGCCAGCCGUGGGACGUGGACCUAUUGUGGCUGGCAAGGCUGGCGCUGUGCUUGGCGCUCUCCACCUGCCAGAGGGUGGAGCUGGCCGCCUCCAGACACCCCGUCGUCUCCACCGCCUACGGGAAGCUCCGCGGCGUCCGCAAGGAGCUCAACAAUGAGAUCCUGGGCCCCGUAGACCAGUACCUGGGCGUGCCCUACGCCACCCCGCCCGUGGGCGAGCGCCGGUUCCAGCCACCCGAGGCGCCGGGCUCCUGGCAGGACAUCCGCAACGCCACGCAGCUGCCGCCGGUGUGCCCGCAGAACAUCCACGGGGUGCUGCCCGAGAUCAUGCUGCCCGUCUGGUUCACAGACAACCUGGAUGCCGCUGCCACCUACGUGCAGAACCAGAGUGAGGAUUGCCUGUACCUCAACAUCUAUGUACCCACAGAAGACGGUCCUCUCACAAAAAAACACGAUGAAUCUUCGAUGAACAGACCCAGGGAUGAAGAUAUCCGUGACCGCCGUAAAAAGCCAGUCAUGCUGUUUAUCCAUGGUGGUUCGUAUAUGGAGGGCGCUGGGAACAUGUUUGAUGCAAGUGUGCUCGCAGCCUAUGGCAACGUCAUUGUGGUCACCAUGAACUACAGACUGGGAAUUCUGGGCUUCCUGAGCACUGGGGACCAGUCAGCCAAAGGGAACUAUGGGUUGCUGGACCAGAUCCAGGCACUGCGCUGGCUCAACGAGAACAUCGGUCACUUCGGGGGCGACCAGGAGAGGAUCACCAUCUUCGGCUCUGGGGCUGGGGCUUCCUGCGUCAACCUGCUCAUCCUGUCCCACCACUCCGAGGGCUUGUUCCAGAGGGCCAUCGCCCAGAGUGGCUCCGCCAUCUCCAGCUGGUCCGUCAACUACCGCCCACUCAUGUACACCAAGAUCCUGGCCAAAAAGGUGGGCUGUAGCUAUGGCGACACGGCGGACCUGGUGGACUGCCUGCGGAGGAAGAGCUUCCGGGAGCUGGUGGACCAGGACAUCCAGCCGGCACGCUACCACAUCGCCUUCGGGCCUGUGGUGGAUGGCGACGUAGUCCCCGAUGACCCCGAGAUCCUCAUGCAGCAGGGGGAGUUCCUGAACUAUGACAUCCUCCUGGGCGUGAACCAGGGGGAAGGGCUUAAGUUCGUGGAUGACAGCGAGGGGGAAGAUGGAAUCUCGGCCGCCUCCUUCGAUUACACCAUAUCCAACUUUGUGGACAACCUCUACGGAUACCCAGAUGGCAAAGACAUCCUGCGUGAGACCAUAAAGUUCAUGUACACGGACUGGGCCGACCGAGAUAACGGUGACAUGCGGCGCAAGACCCUGCUGGCGCUCUUCACCGACCACCAGUGGGUGGCACCAGCGGUGGCCACAGCCAAGCUGCACGCCGAGUUCCAGUCUCCCGUCUACUUCUACACCUUCCACCACCACUGCCAGACGGAGGCGCGGCCAGAGUGGGCGGAUGCGGCACACGGCGACGAGAUCCCCUACAUCUUCGGGGUCCCCAUGGUGGGCGCCACUGACCUCUUUCCCUGCAACUUUUCCAAGAAUGACGUCAUGCUCAGUGCCGUGGUGAUGACCUACUGGACCAACUUCGCAAAGAGCGGUGACCCGAAUAUCCCCGUGCCCCAGGACACCAAAUUCAUCCACACCAAGCCCAACCGCUUUGAGGAGGUCAUCUGGCCCAAGUUCAGCUCCAAGGACAAGCAGUACCUGCACAUCGGCCUGAAGCCGCGCGUCCGCGAUAACUACCGCGCCAACAAGGUGGCCUUCUGGCUGGAGCUGGUGCCCCACCUGCACGCACUACACAAGGAGUUCAUCAAAUUCAUCACCACCCGCCUGCCCCCCAGCGGGGGUCACAGGCCCGGCUGGAAGAACUCGGGGCAGGGGCCGGGCACCCGCUCCACGCGUCACCCGGUGAUCUCCACCUACCCGCCCGACCCGGAGCCCGAGGGCUCGGAGCGCCCGCGCGUGUCCCCGUUCCCGGACGCCACGCGGGACUACUCGACGGAGCUGAGCGUGACGGUGGCGGUGGGCGCCUCGCUCCUCUUCCUCAACGUGCUGGCCUUCGCCGCGCUCUACUACAAGCGCGACAAACGCCACGAGCUGCUCCAACGGCGACACCGCCGUCUGUCGCCCCAGCGGGGUGCCGGCCCCGCCUCCGGGAUCGUGGGGGCCCCGCCCCACAACGACCUGGCCCUCAGCCAGGAGGAGGAGCUCAUGUCCCUGCAGAUGAAGCAGCAGAGAGUGGAGCUGGACCACGGCACGCCGCUGACCCCGCGUGGCCUCCACGGCGACCUCGAGCCGCUCCGCCCGCCCGUGUGCCCGCCGGACUACACCCUGGCUCUGCGGCGGGCGCCCGAGGACGUGCCCCUCAUGACGGCCAACGCCCUGUCUGUCCUCCCCAGUACCAUCGCGGGCAUGCAGCCCCUCCACGCCUUCAACACCUACCCCCCCGCCCCUGCGCCCGGAUCCAGCCAUAGCAACAGUGCCCUGCCCUACCAGCAUUCCACCACCCGCGUAUAGUAGCUUGUCCCGGGGGGCCCAAGCACCUCGCGACCCUCUGGGCACAGACUUCCCGCACCCGGGCCGGCGCUCUUCAGAGAUGCUGUCCAACUCACUGCUCAUGCCUUCUUGCCUCUGCCCCUGGCCCUUAGCACUCCUCUCCCACAAUCCUCCACCUCCUCGGCUGCAGAGGGAAGAGUUUUAUGCUGAAAAGCUGAGCACCGCCUCAGACGGCCGUCUCGCCCUCCUCCCUGUGCCUGCUUCAGUUCUCUCUGUGCUCCUUCUUUUCUCACUGGCUCUGUUCUCUCCACCCUCCUCCGCUCCUCUGCUCCUACACUCCUCCCACCCACCAUUUCCUCUGUCACUUCAUUCAGAUUUUAGCGCCAACUACAGAACUGUUUUUGCUCUAUGUUGGACACUUUUAUAAAUUAAAAAAAAAAAAAAUGUGUAAAAUGUAUUAUUUCAGAACCUUGUAAGGAUAUGAAAGAGGAAAAAAAAACAGCAAAGAUUCUAAUAUCUCGUUUUUACCAGCAUUUCUGUGCCAAGUACUGUGAUAACUGUCCAAUUAGAUGUGGAGUCUAGUGGACCGACUUGGAGAAGACUGCCCAAACUCGAUCCGAUCUGAGGAAUUAGUAUCAUCGGGGGGAAAAAGUGCCAAAACCUCAUUUGCUUUCUCUCCUCCUUCGGCUGGACGGGGUACUUUUUGUUCUUGCUGUUGUCGUAGGUUUUUUUUCUUUUUGUUGUUUUGUUGUUUUGGUUUUGCUGUUUUGCUGUUGCUCUUGCACUGUAACGGGUCUCUGUAACAAGAAGAGAUUGAGAAUAUAUGAAAAAUCUAAGAGUCUAUAUAUAGAAUUAUAACAUUUCUAUCUUGUUUUGCUCUCUGGGAAAUUUGCAUGAUUUAUUUUUUACAGGGAAAGAUGGACACCAGAAGAGAAACGUUUCAGUUUGAGACUCAGGAGCUUUUUUCUUCUCAUUUUAUUAUUGCUGUCAUUUUUCACACAAGCCUUCUCUCUCUCUCGCUCUCUCGCUCUC